Messenger RNA from Mobula hypostoma (lesser devil ray), 702 nucleotides. Its product is annotated as fibroblast growth factor 8-like. NCBI's taxonomy places the organism in Eukaryota, Metazoa, Chordata, Chondrichthyes, Myliobatiformes, Myliobatidae. Bases 1 to 702 code for a protein of 233 amino acids. Gene Ontology annotation, biological process: cell differentiation; regulation of cell migration; animal organ morphogenesis. Gene Ontology annotation, molecular function: growth factor activity; fibroblast growth factor receptor binding. The record is from RefSeq and is a predicted model, not a curated record. The transcript is spliced from 5 exons. Gene Ontology annotation, cellular component: cytoplasm.
AUGGCGGCUCAGUUCAGUCAACUGCACGGAAAAUAUGCUGCAGCCACCAACAGCAGCUCGUCAGAGUUUCAAGUUGUCCUCAAGUGCAGCCCAUUUUCUUGCUGUAUACUAUUUCUCCCAGGAACGAGGCUUUGGAGCUUCUGUUAUUUUAAUCAGCACGUCAAAGACCACGCUCGGAACACGGACCAGCUGAGCCACAGACACAUCCGCGUCUACCAGCUCUACAGUCGCACCAGCGGUAAGCAUGUCCAGAUCCUCGGCAAGAGAAUCAACGCAACUGCUGAAGAUGGCAGCAAAUACGCUAAACUGCUGGUGGAAACGGACACAUUUGACAGUCGAGUACGGAUUCGGGGAGCAGAGACAGGGCAUUAUAUCUGCAUGAACAGGAAAGGGAAACUGGUAGGCAAGCUGGUUGGCAAAGGCAAGGAUUGCAUUUUCACUGAAAUAUUGCUGGAAAAUAACUACACGGCGCUGAGGAACACCAAGUAUGAAGGUUGGUACAUGGCCUUCACCAGGAAGGGACAGCCCAGGAAGGCGACAAAAACAAGGCAGAACCAGCGAGAAGUCCACUUCAUGAAGAGACUGUUCAAAGGGGAGCCGCUCUUUCCGAACCAGGACCGCCAAAGGCACUUUGAGUUUAUCAAUUACCCCGUCACCAAAAGGACUCGGAGGACACGCCUUCCCAAGCGCCAGCGGACAUAG